Molecule: messenger RNA, 2563 nt
Organism: Phymastichus coffea
Lineage: Eukaryota; Metazoa; Arthropoda; Insecta; Hymenoptera; Eulophidae
Exons: 6
Coding region: 164-2506 (780 amino acids)
Source: RefSeq, a predicted model, not a curated record
UACGAGUGCGCGCAUGGGGCAGCGGCCCUUGCGACCCAAGACUCCACGAUGAUAACUCCUUCUUUUUGCGGCUGGCUGCAUCAUCUCCGUCGUCUUUUCUUUUAAUUCAGUCGUUCGAAGUAAUAGAUAAAAUCAAGUCAUCGUCUCCGUGGAAAUAAAAAGAAUGAAUAAUAACGGGAUAUCUCGGCGGCCACCAGGUCCGGUGCGCCAGCAUUCGUUGCAGCAACCACCACGACGUCAGCAACAAAUCCGUCGUCAACGCUCAUCGGAAGACGAAAAAACAUUGCAAGUAUACUCGAGUACAGUAGCAUCACGGAGUCGUUUUGCUAGUAACAAAUGCGAUCUCUAUAACAAUCAAGUGUCAGUGCACGACCGCCCUAAAGUUCGAGUAGCUUGGGCCGAUCAACCGUCAAAAUCGAAAAGCGAUAGUGUCGAAAUCGUUGCCAGACAAAUCCCAACUGGCAAAUCUAGUAGACCGACAACUGGGCGUGGAAGUCGAAGAUGUCCGCUGGCGGAAAAAGCAACCUUUCUGUAUUCAAGGCAGGAACUGGCUGAGAGAUUAAGAUUGGCAUGGCGACAGAGAGAAGAGAAUAAAACGAAUAUCGAUAUUUUUCUAGCUCAUAAUACUAUGGAAGAAAGAUCGGAGUCGAGAUUGUCAACGAUGACUAAUCGAACUGUUAUAACACCGAAGAUUCAAGUGAAGAACGAAGAAGUAGAGGAUGUGAUUCAUGUUCGAGAUGACAGCGAAGUGGUUGAUGAAAAUGAGAAAGACACCACGGUGAUCAAUGAAUCAAUGAUCAGCGAAGUGGUUGAUGAAAAAGAGAAAGACACCACGGUUAUCCAGAUCGUUGAGUACCAACAUUGGUUUUCAUCUUCUGAAUCCAACGAGUCUGCCAUUAAAAUUGCCGAAGAUUCUGCCACAGAUUCUGUCGAAAAUUCUGUCGAAGAUUCUGUCGAAGAUUCUGUUAAAGAUGAGGAUAAUGUUAUAGAAGAUGAGAAUAAAGAAAACAUUGCAUCAUCGCUAACAGAAAAUAAAGAUGACGUGAUUGUUGUUGAAAAAAAACCAUGUAUUAGUAUCAACUGCACUGACUGGAAUGCACCUUUGACGAUAAACAAUAAACCUGCAGAUAACAACGACAACGGAUCUAUCGGGACAACAACACCGAUCAAAGAACCUGAUUACUCCCAAGCUAAAUUGAAAAGAGCUGGAUUCCAAAGUGGAUUGAACAAAGCUUUUAACACGCCGAUAACCGAGAAAUCUCCAUCAACAUCACGAAUCAACAGCCGAGUUAGCACACCACAACAAGAACCAGCACGAACCAGUUUUCGACGAACAAAUUCAGCUCCACCGCAAAGACGGACACAAGUCAACAUCGUCAUUGACACUCCAGGAAUAACAUCGACGCAAGCUCCGCUAAUUGAACCUGAAAGACCUGCACGUGCCAUGAGUGCCAACGAGCGAAAAAGUCGAACAGUCAAAUCGGCACCGUCGGUAAAAAGGCGAUUGAAAAUGAGCAAAAGACGGGGCUUAUCGGUAGCUUACUCAAAGGAUGGCGAGGAUGACGUUGCUGACGGUAAAAGAAAAAGCAAAUCGAAGGGUAGUAAGAAUGCCAUGAUGGAAAGCAAAGGUAACACUGGAGAUGUUAUCACGAUGGUUUCGUUGAUUAGCUCAGCUGAUAGCGAAAGUGAAAUGGAUGAUAAUUUAUUAAGGGAUGAUAAACUAAUCAGUGAGUUGAGGAGUAAGUUGCCUACUACACCGAUCAUCAAAUCUUCCAAUGGGUUUUCCACUGGUAUAAGGAAGCCUUUCAAAUCAGUCUCAUUCCAGCAAGAUUCAUUCGACUACGAGUCUCCACCGCCGAGUCACGAUGACUCUAGAGCAACAUCCAACAACUUGCAAGCUCGUUUUAUCGCUCUUAGCAAAGCCGUGACUUCAAGCACCGACGAUAAUUCGACACCACUAAUUGCGGCAAUGACAUCCUGGAAGAUGGAAUCCGUUCAAUACGCGCCAAUGAUAAUGUCGUUGCAACAGCAGCAGGAAGCACCGACGACUGAGGCACCACUGACCGACCGCGAAAAGCGAUGUCUUGCUGUACCGAUCGGUGAUGUACUCGAUAAGAAGAGGAAACUCGUAAGAUGCCGCAGUGCCGUUGUUACUACCAGGGAUACCAACCACGAGAAACGCUCGUCAGACACCAGUCGGACGUGCUUGCAAACGGAGAUGCGGCUGUCGCAAAUCGCCUCGCAAAUCGCGGCCAACUUGCAGGAGAAUGUCUCCUCGAAGACAAUUGUAAAUUCUACAAUCCCGGUUGUCGAAGUCAGCGAGGAAAAGGCCAAACCAAUGCCUUGUGAACCGUACUGUCAAACUCCAAAAGAAAAAGAAUGUUGGCAUCUAUAUAAAAAAAUGUGUGACAAAGGAGUCUUUGUGUCAUUUGACACGGUAUUAAGAGGCAUGUUAACGCCCACUGAAUAUCGGUUACGCCAAAAAGAAGUGAGCCAAAACUGUUAACGCUUACGAAAAAUCUUUGUAUAUUUGUAACUAAAGAAAUUUUUGAAUGUAUCUUGG